CAGUGGGAUCCUAGCUGCCUGAAAGGAGCAACCAUGACUCUGAGGGAUGGGGGCAUACAAGGGUACAUAACUUUAUGUAACGGAUUAGGCAAGGUGUGUAGAUGCUAUCAAAACCUUAUACCUUACUCUAGAACAAAACUACAAAUACGAAAGAAAUACCCAACCUUGUUAGUGCCUUCUCAUCCCAAGUACUCAACAUUGGGAGGAGAGUCUUUGGAACUGGCGAUUUCAACCCUCGACAGACUCUCCUCCCAAAUCCACGGUCUUCCCUCUCUAUCUCCCCAUAUAUUCACCAGAUCCUCUGCCACGGCUACCGCCACCGCAUCCAAGAAGGUCGCUAAUCGAAUCGUAAAGCGCUUCGCCAACGAUCAGGAGUGGCAGAAGCGUCAGGUUGUCGGGCUAGCGGGCCAGACCCACCUUCGUGCUCUCGCCAACGGAGGACUGAUCGACCCUGCAUCCCACCGCCUCGAGGAGAUCGACGCGUGCUCGGCCGAAUGCGAGGUCAACAUCGCUGAGGAAUGGCUCGAGAAGCUCCCGCCUCGCAGCUACGACAAGGAGUACGUCUUGAAGCGCAAUUCACGGGCUCGCGUCUUGAACAAGCACUCACGUCUCGGCUGUCAGGUCCUGCUCACGCCUGAGCUCCAAGGUAUGGUUGUUGCUGUCCCCGAGCCUAAGCCGUGGGAUAUUCCAUAGGAUUAACAAUUUCUUUUCCUUUUUUUUCUCUUGUGGUAUUUUAUUGGGGUAAUAAGAUUAACAAUUUGGGACUUGAGAACAUGUUUAUUUUUGCCUUUUGUUCAGCACCCAUUGUAUGAAUUUUUAAUGUUAGUGAGAGACGACAAUUUUAUGUUAGUUUGCUGAAAUUGGUUAAGAAAAUAUUAGAAAUCAAAUUGUAAGAAAAUUUACUAUCCUGC
Molecule: messenger RNA, 911 nt
Organism: Rubroshorea leprosula
Lineage: Eukaryota; Viridiplantae; Streptophyta; Magnoliopsida; Malvales; Dipterocarpaceae
Source: the annotation of a GenBank genome assembly